Molecule: messenger RNA, 5725 nt
Organism: Lytechinus variegatus (green sea urchin)
Lineage: Eukaryota; Metazoa; Echinodermata; Echinoidea; Temnopleuroida; Toxopneustidae
Gene: pc
Product: pyruvate carboxylase, mitochondrial-like
Exons: 20
Coding region: 116-3763 (1215 amino acids)
Biological process (GO): gluconeogenesis; pyruvate metabolic process
Cellular component (GO): cytoplasm
Molecular function (GO): pyruvate carboxylase activity; metal ion binding; ATP binding
Source: RefSeq, a predicted model, not a curated record
GUGGUGACAGUCCUGAAAGUGACUUUGAACACACCACUUUGGUCAUUUGCGAGUAACUCUCAGCAGAUAUUUCGUUUUAAAUACCUGAGGGGUUUCAUUGAACCCAGUAUCAACCAUGUUUAAAGUGCAGGCAUCCCGUGCAAGCACUCUCCUACCUCGCAUACGGGAGGCAUGGCAAUUCAGACAAUUACAAAAGACAGCCACACCUUCCUGUGCAGUACUAUCAACCAGUGGUCUCCAUGGCAACAGAUACAGAUCGACCAUUGCACAGGAGCAGCCAGCUGAGAAGAAAAAGAUUGAAAAAUUGAUGGUUGCCAAUAGAGGUGAGAUAGCAAUCCGAGUGUUUCGAGCAUGUACAGAGUUAGGGAUCCGAACGGUUGCUAUCUAUUCAGAGCAAGAUAAAGGUAAUAUGCACAGAGGCAAGGCAGAUGAAGCAUACCUCAUAGGAAAGGGAUUACCACCUGUGGCUGCUUACUUAUCUGUUCCUGAAAUCAUAAGAAUUGCAAAGCAACACAAAGUUGAUGCUAUUCAUCCUGGAUAUGGAUUCUUAUCAGAAAGAGCAGACUUUGCCAAGGCUUGUACCGAAGCUGGUAUCAAGUUCAUUGGUCCAUCACCUACAGUUGUACAUCAGAUGGGUGACAAGGUGGAAGCUAGACAAAUUGCUAUAGCAGCAGGUGUACCGGUAGUACCUGGAACCGAUGGUCCAGUCACUACAUCACAAGAAGUUGAAGAAUUCUGUGAACAGUAUGGAUUCCCAGUUAUCCUCAAAGCAGCAUAUGGAGGAGGAGGAAGAGGAAUGAGAGUCGUCCGAUCUAUGGAUGAAGUGACAGAGAACUUUGAAAGAGCAUCGUCUGAAGCUUUAGCAGCAUUUGGCGAUGGAUCAAUGUUCAUUGAAAGAUAUAUAGAAGAGCCAAGACAUAUUGAAGUACAAGUACUAGGUGACAAAUUUGGAAAUGUGAUCCAUCUUUAUGAGCGUGACUGCUCUGUGCAACGUAGACAUCAAAAGCUGAUUGAACUAGCCCCUGCCCCUAUGCUUGACCCCGCCCUGAGGAACAAAAUGACGUCCGAUGCUGUUAAACUUUGUCAGUCAGUCAACUAUGAGAAUGCUGGGACUGUUGAGUUCCUCCUUGAUAAACAAGGCAAUCAUUACUUUAUAGAGGUCAAUGCAAGAUUACAGGUGGAACACACUGUCACUGAAGAAAUUACAGGUGUUGACCUUGUCCAGUCUCAGAUAAAGGUCGCUGAGGGAUACAGUCUACCAGAGCUUAGUCUAUCACAAGAUGAUGUACAGAUACAAGGGAGUGCAAUGCAAUGUAGGAUUACAACAGAGGACCCAGCUAAGAACUUUCAACCUGAUACCGGUAGAAUCGAGGUAUUCCGUAGUGGUGAAGGAAUGGGUAUUCGUAUUGACAGUGCCCUAGCCUUCGCUGGUGCUAUAGUAUCCCCUCACUACGAUUCGUUACUGGUGAAACUCAUCUCUCGAUCCAGAGACCAUCAGAGUUCAGUCAGAAAGAUGCUCAGAGCCUUGGCUGAGUUCAGGAUAAGAGGUGUUAAGACAAACAUACCAUUCUUAGAGAAUGUGUUACGCCAUGAGCAGUUUGUAUCAGGUCAGGUGAAUACAUCAUUUAUUGAUGAGAAUCCUCAUCUCACAAGAGAAUUCAAACCAAGUCAAAAUAGAGCACAGAAACUUCUCUACUACUUCAGCAACCUGUUGGUUAACGGUCCUGCCACGCCCCUUGCUACCGCUCUUAGACCACCUAAUGUUACCCCACCCAUUCCAGAGGUACCAUUUGGAGAAGUGAGUGGAAGCUAUCAUGUGAUUGACAAGGCAGUACCUGUGGGAAAGAGAGACAUCUUACUUCGGGAAGGGCCUGAAGCAUUUGCUAAGGCUGUGAGGAACAAUCCUGGUCUGAUGUUGACAGAUACCACCUUUAGAGAUGCACAUCAAUCCUUGCUAGCAACACGUGUGAGAACCUAUGAUCUGAAGAACAUCUCACCCUUCGUAGCACACAACUUUCAGAACUUGUUCAGUUUAGAAAACUGGGGAGGUGCUACAUUUGAUGUUGCUAUGCGGUUUCUUCAUGAGUGUCCUUGGGAGAGAUUAGAGACGUUACGAGAACUGAUCCCAAACAUCCCAUUCCAGAUGCUUCUCAGAGGAGCCAAUGCUGUAGGGUAUACUUCAUAUCCUGAUAAUGUUGUGUACAAGUUCUGUGACCUUGCCCAUAAGAGUGGAAUGGAUAUCUUCCGUGUCUUUGACUGUCUUAACUACCUACCAAAUCUGAUCCUUGGUAUGGAAGCUGCAGGAGCUUCGGGUGGUGUAGUGGAAGCUGCUAUCUCAUACAGCGGAGAUGUAUCUGAUCCAUCUAGGACCAAAUACACCUUGGACUAUUAUACUGACCUAGCAACAGAGCUUGUUAAAGCUGGUACUCAUAUCCUAUGUAUAAAGGAUAUGGCUGGUCUUCUGAAGCCCAAGGCUGCAACCAUCCUAGUCUCUGAGCUACGAGAUAGAUUCCCUGACAUGCCACUACACAUCCAUACACAUGAUACCUCUGGUGCGGGUGUUGCUGCUAUGUUAGCCGCUGCUGAAGCAGGAGCAGAUGUUGUAGAUGUAGCAGUAGACUCUCUAUCAGGGAUGACAUCACAACCUAGUAUGGGAGCUGUUGUUGCAGCUCUUGAAAACACUGGCAUGGAUACAGGUGUUGCACUGGAGGAAGUCUUCAAAUACAGUUCAUAUUGGGAAGUGGCACGUCAGCUCUAUGCUCCUUUUGAAUGCACAGUUACUAUGAAGAGUGGAAACGCUGAUAUCUAUCGUAAUGAGAUCCCAGGAGGACAGUAUACAAAUCUUCAGUUCCAGGCAUUCAGUCUUGGUCUAGGUAGCCAGUUUGAUGAAGUCAAGAAGGCCUAUGUUCAAGCCAAUCAACUACUUGGCGAUCUUAUCAAGGUAACACCAUCAUCUAAGGUAGUAGGAGACCUUGCUCAGUUCAUGGUACAGAAUAAACUCACUCCAGAACAGGUAGAAGAGAAGGCUGAUGAACUCUCCUUUCCUAAGUCUGUUGUGGAGUUCUUACAGGGUCAUAUUGGACAACCAUAUGGGGGUUUCCCUGAACCUCUGAGGUCUAAGGUAACAAAGGGACUUGCUACUGUAGAUGGGAGACCAGGAGAAUCUCUUCCACCUCUUGACUUUGAUGCUCUGAAGGCAGAACUCAUUGCUCAGCAUGGGAAAUGGAUACGAGAUAGUGAUGUCGUUAGUUCUGCCCUCUAUCCUAAAGUCUUUGAAGAUUUUGCCAACUUCAAGAAAGAUUUUGGACCAGUGAACACGCUUGAUACCAAGAUAUUCUUGGUUGGUCCGAACAUCGCAGAGGAAUUCAAUGUAGAGAUUGAGAAAGGCAAGACACUUCACAUUACCCUCCUAGCUAUGGGUGAUCUUAACAAGAAGACUGGAGAGAGGGAAGUCUUCUUUGAACUCAACGGUCAACUCAGAUCAGUUCUCAUCAAAGAUAAUGCUGCCAUGAAGGAAUUACACAUCCAUCCUAAGGCUGUGAAGUCAGUGAAGGGAUCGGUAGGUGCCCCCAUGCCAGGUGAGGUGAUUGAUGUCCGGGUUCAGACCGGUGAUAAGGUAGAGAAGGGUGCACCAUUGAUUGUCCUCAGUGCUAUGAAGAUGGAGAUGGUUGUCAGUGCACCCAUGUCAGGAGUGGUCAAAUCUAUAUCGGUCAAGAAAGGAACACCUGUGGAUGGAGAUGACCUCCUGGUGGACAUUGAGUAAUGAUGAGUUGUGACUGUUUUCUUCAGAACUCCCCGGUGAGUGGGAUGGUGAUGGUGAAUUCAAUAUGAACAUUGAGAUAAGAACUGGAAUUUAUCGGAUAUUACAGGAAGUACUUGACCAGAUUUCAAGGCUGUAUUCUGCGCUCUGUUACGCAAUGGUUUGCAAUCAAUUUGAUAUCAGACAAUAACCAGUUAAAAUCAUUGCUACAUGUGCAUUAUUUCUGAUCAGGAACCAAUAAGGAGUGUUCUAUACAUAUUUUAAAUCAAUAACAAACCUUUGUUAUGGAGCCCUAGGCCCUGUUGCAUAAAAGUUACUAUUUUAGUAACUUUGCCAUGCAAUGGUAACUACCACGAUAAUGCUGAUCAACAACAAAUCAAAAUCAAGGAUUCCAUGCAAGUUACCAUUGGAUGGUAAAGUUACCAUAAUGGUAACUUCACCAUCCAAUGGUAACUACCAUGGUAACAAUGCUCAUCAGCCAAUCAGAAUCAAGGAUUUCUAGUAAGAUACCAUUGGAUGGUAAAGUUACCAAAAUGGUAACUUGUACACACCAGGCCCAUGAGUUUGUAAGGAUGAUUAGAUCUCUGUAGGUUAAUCUCUUGACCACUGAAUUCUUAAAUUAUCACCUGUUUUAUACAGUGAUCAUGGGGUUCCAGGCAACAGGUUACCUAUCCUCACAUGGAUCAUGACAGGCAUGGAAAUGGUAUUAUUUACUGAUGUUAUACUUCAAGGAAUAGAAUCAUGUUACUAUGAAUGUCUAGGAGACAUCACAGCCAAAUUGUGCUAAGUGCCAUCAUUAACUCAUGUCAAAUUAAUUGCAGUUGAGUGUCUGUUCACAAAUGUAUUAAUGCUUCUCGGUCAUAUAUAUUGUGCAAAUUGAUUGCCGUGUCUAGGAUCAAAUUAUAGCUGUCAUUUUGAUCAAGAAAGGACAAUAUUCACCUUGUUUGCUAUUGUACAAUGUCUCUGGGGAAUACCCUCUACAUGAAGUAGAAGAGUAACCAGAUAUAAGCUGUUAUUUCCAUGGGAUUUGAUAGUAUGUCCAAUAUUUAUGGUUUAAUACAGUGUGAUCCGGGGUUGUAUUAAGAAGUGAUACAAUUCAUUCGCAUGAAAUGUUAUAUUUAGUAUGCACAUUGUCACUUACAUUGACCUGGACAGUAAAUCUUGCACUUCAUCAAAAGAGUCAAAGAUCAACUCCAAAUUGACUUAUUAUCAACUCAGUCAUAGUCAUUCAGUAAAGUGAAAUGGGUUUUUUUGUUUGUUUCAUUUCCAUUGUUGUUGUCAUUGGUAAAAACUGGUUGAAGCGUGAUGAUCAUUUGCAUUUGAUGCUAAUCGACAACUCAUGAGAUUCGAUGCUGAUUAUUUGUUGAUGAUUAUUGUAUGAUUCCACUCUCUAAUCUCUGAUCACUAGAUUAGAGAUUUAGACAAACUAAACCAACAUACAUUGGGUUUUGGUUGGGGAUCAUCUUAUGGGUUUUCUAAGUGGAAGAUUGUGGACAAUUAUUGGUCCAAAGUUGGUGGAUAAGGAUGAGUUUAUCCACAGAUGAAUGGUUAUCAGAGAAUCAUCAACAUCCAUUCAUUAAGUGUGUUAUCUGACAUGAUUUGCAUUAUUUUCAGUGCAAUUAUCUCUUCCAUUGUGCUGUUCAUUCCAUUUGAAUCCAUGAAUCAUUAGUUUAAUCAGUGAUAAUACCCAUGAAUAUUAGUCUCAUUCCCAAUGUCAGAUAUGAUGCAUAGUUUUACACCCAUCUCAAUACCGAACAUUUAGCAGUUUGAUGAAAUAGUGUAUGAUGUUUAUUGUUUACAAAAUGUGAAUUGAUACCAGGGUAUAUUUGAUCAUGAAAUUUGAAAUGUGAUCAUAUUCAUUUGAUUGAAGUAAUCAGUAUGCAUGUAUUAUGUAAUCUCUGUUAUUCAUUGAUAACAAUGUGACAUGGCAAGAAUACGGCAAAAGCUUGGUAUUGCCUCUGUUAU